This is a messenger RNA of Brassica rapa (field mustard), 5700 nucleotides long. Its product is annotated as transcription factor HHO5. NCBI's taxonomy places the organism in Eukaryota, Viridiplantae, Streptophyta, Magnoliopsida, Brassicales, Brassicaceae. The record is from RefSeq and is a predicted model, not a curated record. Gene Ontology annotation, biological process: regulation of DNA-templated transcription. Gene Ontology annotation, molecular function: DNA binding; DNA-binding transcription factor activity.
AAUAUCUCUAUAAAUUAAUAAAAUUUUAAAGUCUCAACAUUAUUAAUUUAUAGAGGUUCUACUGUAUAUAUAAUCGCGACCGACGGUUCGAGAAAAAAAAAGUGUUUUGAGAUUUGACUUUGGGAGUUUUAAUAUAAACCAAAUAAAUAAAUAACAGUGUGCAAAUGUAGAUCUUGAUCUAUAUUAAAUUUUGUGUUCCUCCAGCAGGAAAUGCUCAAAAUAAAUAGGUUGACUUUUGAUUUGAUGUAUGCACAUAGAUCCUAUAUAUAAAAUUAAGAAAAUCAACGAAUCACGAUAAUUAAGUCCCCAAACUAGUUAAAACAUAAGGAAGGAGUGCUUUCUAUCUCACGAGAUUCCAAUUUGCAUUCCUAAUAUUUUUUUGUAAACAAUAAAUAUAAUGAAGGUGGAGUCAAACCAAUUGCUAAUGACUCGGAACCGUGAGAAAUGGUGAUGCAUCCCUAGAAGAGAUCACAUAUAGGGAAGAGGAAGAAACACUAAUUAAUCACUCAUGUGGAUUCGUUACCACUAAGCUCGCUUGUACCAUGUGAAUCUCUAUAUCCUAAUGUAUUUACACGACACAAUAUGUAUAUAUACGCUAUUUGUAUUUAGAUUACUAGUAUAUACAUGCAUGUGUUUGAGUGAUUCCCCAAUCCUCAUCUUACGAAACUUGUCUUGAGACUAGCAAAUGUUAUUAAUACACUCGCCCUCUCUUUUUCGGAAUUAGGAAGUUUCAUGCGUUUGUUCCUUAAUCUCUUUAAUGUUGAUUUUAUAAAACUUUAAUCCUAAACCUAUUACUGUGUACAAUUUCUCUGACUAGUUUUCUCGCAACCAAUGGUCUCUACAAGAACAUUGUCCAUAUUUCAAAGCAAUGAAACGGACUAAGUACUCUCACCGCUACUUCCUCUUUGUGAUCUUCAAUAUGAACUUAAUAGCACUGUGACAAUCCAAACAAGACCUCAAGUUCUUGAACACCUUAUCCUCCGUUCUUUCCUAGGUUCGACUUGAAGAACUUUUUCUCGUGAAACCGGUUCUGGAUCAGUCUGUGAGGCAUAAGAAGAAGACAAUGUUUCUCUUGAAUAUCAAAGGCGGAAGGUAAUUCCACACUUGUGAAGUAAAAAUCUCGCCACCCAUAACAUAACAGCUGAAUAAACCUUCUGAACUGACAACAUAAAAUAAUUUAUGUACAAAAACAAAAGCUCCGUUGCCGGGAAUCGAACCCGGGUCUCCUGGGUGAAAGCCAGAUAUCCUAACCGCUGGACGACAACGGAUGGGUUAUUAACUCUAGAAAACAUAGAUAUCCAAAUGAAUAAAUCAUUAUUCCAUGGAAUCUAUUCAUCUUUUCGUUGUAUAAUAAUGGAAUUACCCUUUCUCUUUGUUCCUUGUUUUACUCGAGAAAACAGCAUCUUAUUGGUUAUUCGUCUUUAAAAGAUAAAACUAAGACCAUCCAAAACAUUCAGCUUUUUAGCUGUAGAGAAUGAAAGAAUCGUUUAAAGUACAUGAAGUAUCGUUUGUUUACCAAUUACCAACAAUAUCUUCAGAUAGUAUAAGUGAUUAAAACAUAUGUGAAAUCAUUCAUAAAGUAUAAUCUUAUUAUUUAUUCAUUUCCUAAGAUAAACAAAUAUAAAUUCUUAAGUUAUGAGUUUUUAUAAGUCCUAACUAGUUCAUGGUAAUCAAGUAGUUAAGAAAUUCAUUACUACGAUCGGGUUUGAAGGAUUAUGGUUCUUACUUCCCUACACCUUAUUCAUUUAUGGUUGGUAACGACUAAGCUUUCUUUGUUUUUUUUGGGGUCAAAAGUAACUAAGCUUUCAUAAGUCUAAAGAUCAGCAAGGAUUUCAGUUCAAGAACCCAAUUAUGUAUAUAUGAACUUUCUUUGGUGUUUGCUGGAUUGUAAUUUGUAUGUCGUGAACAAUGAGGUUUGAUGUGUUAUGGAAAAUGUAUUGUAUAUAGGGAGACUUUGAUCAAUAAUCUAAGGUAUUCUUUCACAAAAUAUAAGAUAUAUCAUAUCCAAUUAUUCCUUGUACAUAUUCAAUGAUCGAUGGUACAAUGUUAUAAGUUUUGUAUUUUUCGAGAUUGGCUUAGUCAAAUCAUCAGGUUCUUGCUUAUUCACCAAAGAUAUCAUUGGAUUCUCGCAGAUAGAAACGACAAACCUUAUCCUCCAAGUAGAUAGACAAAGCAAAAGCUAUGGUUUGCUACAGCUUUGUAAGAAAAUAUUUUAAAAAGGAGUGGAGAAAAAAAAAGAAGGUUAGAGAGACACAUGACGUGAACCCACAAGAGGAAUCUAAUCAAUCAAUGGUAUCAAUAUCUGGGUCUCCUUAUUACAACUCCAGACGUUUCAGUUCAUCUUUCAAAGAAAACGAUUCUCGUGAAAAAAUCUGAUUAGUUGGGCAUAUGUCAUGUUACAAAUGGCUAUAGUAACCGUUUCCUUUUGUCCGUCCGUUAAGCUUCCUUUUGGCCUUUAUUGUGUAAUGUGUAUAUGGAAUUAGACAUUAGGCCUAGGCGUUCGGUGGACGGUUCGGUUGCGGUCAGGAUAAUUUAGAUUUUCGGAUUUUCGGUUUUAUGCUCAAAAGUACCAUUCGGGUUUUACUAAUUAUCGGAUCGGUUUCGGUUCGGUUCCUUCCGGGUUCGGUUCGGAUCGGAUGUAACCAUUGUUUAAAAUCGUCCAAAAAUAUUUUUUUUUAAACCUUAAAAAUUGACAAUUUUUUUUUCAAAAUAUAUAAAUUGUUUACAAAUCUAAUUAAAAAUUAGUUAAACUAUCUAAAUUAACUAAAAAGUAUUCAAAAUAACAAUUAAAAUAAACUAAAAAAAUAUUUUGAAUAUCCUAAAAUAUCUAAAUCAUCUUAAAUAUAUAAAAACUUUAACAUAUUUAACUAAUUUCGGAUAUCUUCGGAUCGUAGUUCGGAUGUCAGUUCGGUUCGGAUUAUAACCAAACACCAAAGUACUAAGCUCAUAAGUUCUGUUCGGAUAUUUUUGUAUAACAGUUCGGAUUCGGUUUCAGUUUUUCUGGUUUGGGUCUAGGUAGGUACUUCGAGUUGAGUUAAAAACACCCAGGUCUAUUAGACAUAUUGCAUGCUACGAUGUUCGGGAAUAUUUUUUGGAUUAGGAAUCAAAUAUAUUAUUUUGAAAAAUUAAAUGAUAUAAAAACUUGGUUCAUUUUUUUUUUCAAAAAAGAAAUUGGUUGAUAUUUGCGUAUGGCUAGCAAGAAAAAGCGUCGAAUAAAGCUGAUUUGUGUGGUGGGAUCAACAUUGGAUUGUGCGAAAAGAUCCUUUAUGCUCAUUGGUAAUUUGCUAGUGUUCUAGUUCAAAAAUAUUUACAUCGCCUUUUUUAUUCUACAAAUUUAGAAUAAUUAGAAAUACAGUAUGAACUUACUUACACCUAAAAAAAAAACUCACGCACGUUAGUAUAGUAACAAGCACGAUGAAUGAAUAGAUAAUUUUGCUAAGCCUUCUUUAUUUUAAAUAAUAUGUUUAUAUAGAAUUCAUUGAAAAAAUUAUUAUUUUAUUUUAUAAGCUUAAUGAAAAACAAAUUUACUUUAUUUUUGUAGAUGUUUUACUAAUACAAAAAAUAUAUCUUUCUUUUUGGAUUAACAAUGAGUAUUCUUGAUCUAUGAAAAUAUUUAUAUUAAUCUCUGUAAAAAUGCAAUGCAUGGAUGUAUCAUCUCUUUGGAUAUUCAAAUGAAGUUUAAAGCAUGAUCAUACGAGUUUAGUGUCAUGGAACUGAUUCUAAAUUCCAGAUUUUCCUAAAGUUUGUCUACCAGUAAACAUCCCAAUCAAUAAAAAAAUAUAAUUAUGUUCUUUUCACUCUUUUUAUUUUACUUUUCCAAUUUAUCAUUUUCUAAAAUAAAUGAUCAAGUGUGGUGUUAGUACGUACUAGUCAUAAAGCCUAUAGUUAUUUGCAAAUUAUAAACACGCUGUUACACUAUAAUUAUACAAUCUGAUUUAUUCAAUGGUGUACAAGGGCAACCACUGAUGUGAUGAUGAAUAAUACGCAGUGUAAUUCUAUACAUUUUUUUCACAACCCAUUUUUUCUAAUUUAGAAAAAAAUAUACUCAGGAUGGGAGAAUUUAAGAAUCUUGAGUAAGAAAUCACUAAUACAAAAUAAUAACAAGUUUACACAAAACUAGAUAUUGUGUAUUUAUGUUAAAGGCAAAACAAAAGGAAAGAAAUAUCAAAACAAAUAUAUAAAUAAAUAAGAGAAUAAACAUACUAUAUAAGUUUAGUGUAAUUGUACGGUCUCAUCCGUAAGUUGUACGGUCUUAUCUGUGUACGGUCUUAUCUCAAAAAGAUUCUUAGUUCCAGUUAAAGAUAGUCUAAUUAACUAAAACUUUACAUAAAUACCCUCGUGACUUCACUUAUUUACAGCGGCUACAAUUCACCGCGUACUUCUUCUUCUUCCCUAAUCUCUUUUCUUCUUAUCAUCUCACCUUCUUCCUUCUUCUUUCUUCUAUAUAAACGAUCUUCUAGCUUAUUUGUCUUAUAUUGUUUCUGAUGGUGCAAACAGAUACAGAUCAAAGAAUGAGUCUUGAUUUGAAUCUGUACUCUUUAGCAAAACCCUUAUCUCAAUUUCUCAACGAUGUGUCUAAAAUCAAAGACAAUCAUUCAAAACUGUUUGAAAUAGAUGAAUAUGUCGGAAAAUUGGAGGAAGAGAGGAAGAAGAUCGAUGUUUUCAAACGUGAACUCCCUCUAUGCAUGCUCUUGAUGAACGAAGCGAUUGAGAGGUUGAAGGAAGAGGCUUCAUCAGUAAAACUGGAAAUUGAUAAUAAGAAGAACUGGAUGAACUCUACCCAGUUAUGGAUCUCGAAGACUAACCCCCAGUUGCCAUCGACAAACGGAGAAGAAGACCGGUGUGUGACUCAGACCUGUAGUAAUAAUAAUAACUCUAACCAAGGAGGGGCAAUUCUGUCAUUUAACGUCCCUCCCCGACCACCUCCUCUGUCUCUCAGGACUCCAAUAUUGACUGACUAUAGCAGCAGAAUUGAGCAGAGUCAUCCAAUUCAGAAGAAAGAGCUGAGAAGGAGAUGGUCUGAGGAUCUUCACCGGAGGUUCGUUGAUGCUCUUCAGAUGAUUGGAGGGUCACAAGUGGCAACACCAAAGCAGAUUAAAGAUAUCAUGAAAGUUGAUGGUUUAACCAACGAUGAAAUCAAGAGCCAUUUACAAUGUGAAAUGAUAAACCUCUUGCAGAAAUAUAGAAUGCAUAUCCACAAGCAUCCAGCAAAGAUUUUGACUGCCUCUGAUCAGCAUGGUUUGUCGAGGUCGGAUUCACCACAAGGCCCGCUUGUUGAUAGAGGUUUGUUCAGCAACAAUGGACAUAGCUCAGAGGAAGAAGAGAAAUCUGAUGGACGUAGCUGGAAAAGUGAAUCAAGGAGGAAGAGACAAGGGUUGUUGGAUCUUGAGCUUUGAAGAUCAAUCAUAUAAUACUAUGCAAUAGUGAUGAAUGAUAAAGUUACCAACUUAUGUUAGGUAUACAAUGCUCAAAACUUAAAAGUUGUAGAUGUAAACAUGAGAGGGGGGACAUAAACAGAGGAUUUUGUGCAAUAUAAUAGAUAGAGAGAAAGAGAUCAAAAUCCUCAGUUUGUGUUUUUUUUUUCUAAUUUCAUAAGAAAGGGAAAUUAAUAAAUCAAAGAUUUUGUUUUUGUUUUUGUUUUUCUAAUUAGUCUCCGGUCUCAUGUGCAAGAAAGUGUCAUAUGUAUUGGCAAAUCUAUGG